AUGGUCGAACGUUUUCAUCGAACGCUCAAGUCCGCGCUUACCGCGCACGAAUCGUCGCAGUGGUCAACGAAACUGCCGAUCGUACUACUCGCGCUGCGCAACACCGUGAAAUCCGGUUUCGACCUAACGCCAGCUGAAUUGGUGUACGGUGCGACGCUUCGACUUCCCGGCGAGAUGUUCCACGCCGCACCCGCAGAGCCGCAGCCGCCCGAAUUGGUAGCUACGCUCCGAGAUUACAUGGCCCAACUUCGUUUCACGCCCGGUACGAACCACAACACGCGACGUGCCGCUUUCGUACCGAGUGACCUGAACCACGUCAGUCACGUCUUCGUGCGAGUCGACGCCGUCAAGCCGCCUCUCCAGCCACGAUACGAGGGACCUUUUGCCGUUGUAGAACGCCGCGAAAAAACAUUCCAGGUUCAGCGACAUCGAUCAACGACGUGGGUUUCAAUCGACCGACUCAAGCCAGCAUUCAUCGCCCGUGAAGACCCGACCGCCGAACAUUCGUACGCCGCGCUUUCGGUCGACGACCCCCCGAAAAAACGUGUCCGUUUUUCUCUUUCCGAGGGGGAGUAA
Aphis gossypii (cotton aphid) is the source of this 576-nucleotide messenger RNA. RefSeq lists its product as uncharacterized. The transcript has a single exon. NCBI's taxonomy places the organism in Eukaryota, Metazoa, Arthropoda, Insecta, Hemiptera, Aphididae. The coding region runs from base 1 to 576 and encodes 191 amino acids. The record is from RefSeq and is a predicted model, not a curated record. Gene Ontology annotation, molecular function: nucleic acid binding.